AUGCAUCGAUUAGGCGUGGCAGGCAGUGCUCACUUCAAUCACGCCGGGGGAGGUGGGAACUACCAAUGUCUGCCCGCAGUCCCGCAGUGGGGCAGGUUCAAAUAUGGAUUCCAGUCAGGCAGUUACAUGUAUGGAGUGGAAUACGAAGUCAAUGUAUUCAACCCGUUCCUGUCGAGUCAUCUAUCAGGCAAGCAGUUACAUGAUCAGAACGCUGUGUGCGCAGUGUGCCGUGUACCCGAUCGUGCCAGCGAACAAAUGAUCCCUGCCUGGAACACAUGCCCUCCGAGUUGGUCACUAGAAUACCAUGGCUACCUCAUGUCGUCGCACAACCAGCUAAAGGGUCGGUCAAACUUUGUGUGCGUGGAUGAGGAUCCAGAGGCGAAUCCGUCGGGAGAUGGAAACGAGAACGGAGGUCUGUGGUACCCCGUGGAGGUUAAAUGCGGGUCACUGCCAUGUCCAAACUACGUGAAUGGACGGGAGAUCACCUGUGCUGUCUGCACUAAGUAGUGCACAUAUAUCACUCACUGUAUCAUUCGUAACUCGGCUUGACGAUCUGGAUUAAUACGUACCGAUUAAGAUAAUCGACUCAGUAGAUUAGAAAAUAGGAUGCAAAUACGGACUACCUUCCAAAUACAUAAUAUUAUCGAAAUUAUCAAGAGCGUAUUAAGUUAGGUUAUUAUACUUAAUACGCUCUUGAAAUUAUCUAUUGCAGAAAAUCAUGUAAUUCCUUAUGCGAUUAGUUAUUUUGGUUAUGGUCAACCCGAUAAAUUUUCCGUAUGCAAUUCUUAUUGACAAUUAAACAUUCCCUAUUCACAUUAUUCUCAGACAAUAUUCAUUAUGCGUGCAUGGGUAUCGGCUGAAGAAACCAAGUAAGUGGUUUGCUCGAUGUGUGUGUUACAAGUUCGCGGUUUCCACACGUAUUGAUGCAUGAGCAUUACUUAGUAGUUAGCAGCACAGAGUUCUUAGCUGACACCUGCUAGUUUAGGCAAUAGCCGCAAUACUAACUAAUUUGGUGUGUGCGUAUGCCUGUGUGAUGCGUACACGAGUGAGAAACACGGAUAAACUGGUCUGGCUUGACCGAACAAGCAACAAUAUUUGAGCAGGACGUGAUAUUGACUUUGAUUGAUAGGUCAAUGAUUGAUAACAUAAGACUAUGUCAUUGCGUGCACUCAGUAUCAAUUCAUUUCAUUAAACAUUUAGUGCAAGGCAUAAAGAAAAACGAUAACAACCGGCAUGUUACUUACCACGAUAAUAUUAAAUAACCAAUGAUAUGCAUGUUACCACGAUAAUAUUAAAGCAACUACAAAACGCAACUGCCGAGUGUCGACAGCUAAUGAGAUAUUUAACAAUUCAUUCUUCUAUAGUGCCUUGAUUUGUUUUACAUGGUAGCACUACCAUUAAACGCAGCUUAAUAGUAAUUAAGUCAAACAUAUAUGUCCCUACAUGGGAGUCAAUAAGUUACUAAAAAACAAUUUAUUUAUCCAAGAAAAUUAUCAACUACUUAAAUUUCAGUGUACAUCAGAUUUUUCUGCUGUUUAAUUUCAAUUGUGACUGGAAAUAAUUGUGACUGCUGUGAAAUAAAUGGGAUUCUUUAAUUGAAA
This is a messenger RNA of Priapulus caudatus, 1601 nucleotides long. RefSeq lists its product as uncharacterized. The transcript is spliced from 3 exons. The coding region runs from base 1 to 507 and encodes 168 amino acids. Lineage: Eukaryota; Metazoa; Priapulida; Priapulimorpha; Priapulimorphida; Priapulidae. The record is from RefSeq and is a predicted model, not a curated record.